AUCCUUAACUUGCUAUUAUAAUUAAGUAGUCAAGCUGCUUUUAUUUGCGUCUAAUUGGGUUGGGUGCACUUCGUACCGUUCACGUGCUCGUGCAAAUCGAUCGAUAGUCCUAAGGUGCCAAAAAAAAAAGGCACCAUAUCACUCAUAUCAUGGUCAACCCGUCUGAGCACGUCUGUGUCGGGAUGACGAUUAGCCUUUCACUUUUGUUGGACUCACAACAUAUAUAUGCAUACUAUAGUCACUCAUUUUUUUUUUUGCGAACGUACUAUAUAGUCACUCAUUUAAUUAACUUAAGUUACUCUCCUAUCAAAUUACCACACGAAAUUAAUUUCUAGCUAUUAUACUAGAAUUUGUUAUAGCCCUUGGAAUUUCUCUAAUGUAAAAAUAGAUAGCUCAUUAUUAUUGGCAUCACCAUAUAACAGAUUAUAUGCUCCACUGCAACUUACGAACAUAUUUGCUGCACAUUAAAGUUCAAGGCCCAGUAGAUGUUCCUCGUCUAACACAGCGUUGAUUACAAGUUUCACUUCUUACUUUUAUAGAUAGCAAACAUAGACCCACGGCAAAAGUUCCUUCAACAAAACAACGAUUACAAUUUAGAGCUAGAAACUUGACUAGCACCGCCCUACUCAUGCUUCAUGCAAAGAAACGGACAUCUUUGCUAGUCAUUACUAAAUACUCCCACAACGUUGAGCACAGUACAAGAAGGGGUACUAGCUAGCCGUAGGACAUUUCGUAGCCCACAGUACACCCGUAGACACAUUGACCAUCAAUGCAAUAUUGGAUCGAUCGGAGAAAAAUUCUAAGAAAGCUGCAUAGCCCUCCGGCCAUUACUACUAUACUAACUAUACACAUGUUGACCAGCGAGGGUCAGCGCAACUCUCGGACGUGCACUUGGCGCGUAAGGUCGAUGGGAUCGCGCGGCCUUGGCGCGCAACUCCUAGUUGAUGCUGACACUUGAAGGUCUGUACGGCCCCUCCAUUCAGGGGACGACGGAUUGGAGCCGCUCGCCAUGCAGGGGCUAUGUUUAGCAAUGGCCCGCGGUGCAGGUAUAUAAAGUAGAAGCAGCAACCCGCUUGUCAUCAUCUUCACUUUAAUGCCUCCUCUCAGCUCAGCUGCAUGCAUCAUGGCGAUGUCCACAAGCAAGUCGUGAUCGAUCGAUCAUGGCGAUGGUUAUGGAGAGCCAGCAGCCGCUGGCGCCGCCGAUGCCGGUGGUCCGGGCGCCGCCCCUGCCUCCUCCUCCUCCCCCUCCGCCGCUGCCGCCACCUCCGCAGGCGUACAAGCACCGCUGCAGGGUGUGCAAGAAGGGGUUCAUGUGCGGGCGCGCGCUGGGCGGCCACAUGCGGGCGCACGGCGUUACCGAAGUCGACGGGCUCAGCGCCGACGACGACGACGACCUCGACGAUGACGCGGGCCCCUUUGGCGGCGCAUGGGACUCUACGGAGGCGGCGGCGGCGGCGACGACGACGACGAAGCGCAUGUACUCGCUCCGCACCAACGCGGGCCGGCACAAGAAUUGCAGGGUGUGCGAGAACUGUGGCAAGGAGUUCACGUCGUGGAAAUCGUUGCUGGAUCACGGCAGGUGCAGCUACGAUCGGAAGAAGGACGACCUCAAUAUCGCCGGCACUGACAUCGAUGGCGAAGAUGAGGAGGACCUAACAUUGGCAGCCGGCGGAUGGUCGAAAGGGAAACGUACACGCCGGACAAAGGUGAUCGUUGUGGACAAUGGUCCACAAACUGAUGAGCCGCUGCCGGUGCCGGCCACCUCAAGGGAGGAGGAGGACCUCGCCAACUGUCUCGUCAUGCUCGCAUCAUCGCGUGGUGACAUGCAGCCACGAGCUGUUGUCGAUGUCCAAAAACAACAGCACGCAUCGACGAGCAAGGACGAGCGCGCCUCGGCAGGCAAAGAUGAGCAGAGAUUUCUUGUGCCACCGCAACCAAUCUCUAUGUUACCACCUACCGUACCACAGUUCAAGUUCCUGGCGCCACCACAAGUGAUGCCAUCGCCGCCUGUCAUAUCUCGUGGAUUAUUUGAGUGCAAGGCAUGUAAGAAGGUGUUCACAUCUCACCAGGCUCUCGGCGGCCACCGUGCCAGCCACAAAAAGGUCAAAGGAUGUUUCGCGGCCAAGCUAGAAGAGAGCAGCCGCAAUAACGAUUCCCCGCAACCCAGCGCAGCGUCUUCCAAUGACAACGUCAACAAGCAGGUCGUCGUCGAAGCCAUUCCUGCCAUCGUCGACACCACGGAAUCAUCGAAUGGUGUCGAUGGCAACGCGGAAGUCAACAACAUGCUGCUAAAUGGUAGAACCACCGCGGUUGUCGCGGCCACCUCUGCGCCAGAAAUGGCUAAUACUGUCAUGCAGGUCGACGAGGCGCCCUCAUCCUCCACCACCGUCUCACCCUUGAAGAAGAAGGGGAAGGUGCACGAGUGCUCCAUCUGCCACCGCGUCUUCAUGUCGGGGCAAGCGCUCGGCGGCCACAAGCGGUGCCACUGGCUCACGACGGGGGCCGCCGGCGGGGACCCGACGGUGGUCGCCAAGCUUCAGCCCUUCGCUCCUCAUCAAGAUCAUCACGUCAUGCACGCCGCCAUGUGCCAGCAGCUCACGCUGGGUCCUCCGACGAUGUAUGGCACGUCGGAUUCGUGUCUUGACCUCAACGUGCCCAUGAAUCAAUCUGCAGAUCCAGCCGCCACGAGACAAGCAGCCGGGAUCAACGAAAGCAUGCUGAGCCUGAAUGCACCGGCGUCGCUGUACAUGCACUCAUGGACUGGACAUACCAACAACGACGCGAGCAACAUGCACAACGACACGGCGGCGACAAGUGGUCACUGCGACUUGCCGGAGGCCACCGCCGCCACCGAGGAUGAAGCGGACAGUACGAGUGCCAAGCGAGCCAAGAUCAGUGACCUCAAGGACAUGAACAUGGCUGGGGAGACCUCGCCGUGGCUGCAAGUUGGCAUUGCCCUACCGUCCGAGACGACCAACGAGAGACUGCUCAAGCCUAAAGGCUAGAAUAUAUAUUAUUAUACAUAUAUAUAUUGGAAGCACUUACUUAUAAUAUAUACGUACUAUAUAUAGAUAUGAAUAUUUGAUCGGCAAGUAUAUGUAUAUUAUAAUGUAGGGGGACAGUAAAUAGGCUUAGAAUGCUUGUUUCCAGAAGGCUUCUUUCUUACUGUACGAUUCUUUGAAGGAGCCUUGGAUUUAUAUUAAUAGUUUGUAGUUUCCCAUUUCCACCUUUUCCCCCCAUUUUGCUGUAUGUUACUACUUUGUGUUGUUUUCAUUUUUGUUUAUCUUUGGCAGUUCCAAAGUAAAACCAUAUAUGUAAAAUGUUUUUCCUGCUGUUUUCAGUUUGGGUUAUACUUAUAUCCUUAGUCUCA
Messenger RNA from Sorghum bicolor (sorghum), 3370 nucleotides. RefSeq lists its product as uncharacterized. The record is from RefSeq and is a predicted model, not a curated record. NCBI's taxonomy places the organism in Eukaryota, Viridiplantae, Streptophyta, Magnoliopsida, Poales, Poaceae. The transcript has a single exon. Bases 1161 to 3005 code for a protein of 614 amino acids.